Messenger RNA from Ectocarpus sp. CCAP 1310/34, 1769 nucleotides. The record is from the annotation of a GenBank genome assembly. NCBI's taxonomy places the organism in Eukaryota, Phaeophyceae, Ectocarpales, Ectocarpaceae.
UUGGCCCGUGACCUGAACACAUUACCCACCCACGCAAACGCCCACCAUGUCCUCGCGCUUGGCCCUGCUGGAGAGGUUCGUGGAAGAUGAGUGCAUUCCGGCUGAGCCCGUAUUCACGCGGGAGAUGGCAGAAAUCGAGGCGAGGACGGGAACCCGGUGGGAGGAAGUCCCGGCGGUGUUGUCGAGACUCAAGGCAAAGGCUCAAUCUCUCGGCUUGUGGAACCUCUUCAUGCCCAAGGGGCACGAAGGGAGCGCGAAUGUGCCGAUGCAGGAAUACGCACAAAUGAGCGAGCUGAUGGGACGCUCGUCUAUCGCUCCUGAGGCGUGCAACUGCUCCGCACCCGACACCGGCAACAUGGAGGUGUUCGCCAACUAUGGCAGUCCCGAGCACAAGGCGACGUGGCUGAUACCACUGCUUGAAGGCAAGAUUCGAAGUGCGUUCCUGAUGACCGAGCCUGCGGUUGCAAGCUCAGACGCCACAAACAUUGCCUGCGAUGUGCGCAGAGAAGGCGACAUGUACGUGAUCAACGGCCGCAAGUGGUGGAGCUCUGGAGCGAUGGAUCCACGAUGCAAGGUUGCCAUCGUCAUGUGCCGCCACGGGGGCGCUGAGUGGGAUGCGAAGGGGUUCCAUGGCCGCCACAGCAUGGUGGUGGUUCCGAUCGAUGCGCCUGGCGUGACGAUGGUCCGAGCUCUCAAGGUCUUCGGGUACGACGAUGCUCCGCACGGUCAUGCCGAGGUCGAGCUCAGGAAUGUUCGUGUUCCACUAUCCAGCAUCCUGCUGGGCGAAGGGAGGGGCUUCGAGAUUGCUCAGGGAAGGCUCGGGCCCGGAAGGGUGCACCACUGCAUGCGUGCUGUGGGGAUGGCGGAACGCGCCUUGGCAGCCCAUAUUCAGCGCUCUCGGGACCGUAUCGCGUUCGGCAAGGCGCUUAGCGAAGACAGCCUCGUAAGACAUCAUGUGGCACAGAGCCGGAUGGAGAUCGACCAGUCUCGGCUUCUCGUCCAGGACUGCGCUGCGAAACUCGAGGCGUUUGGUCUACAAGGAGCCAUCCAGGAAGUCUCGAUGAUCAAGGUGGUGGUGCCGAACAUGGCAUGCCGGGUUAUUGAUCGCGCAAUCCAGAUGCACGGCGGCUUGGGGGUGUGCCAAGACACGUUCUUGUCAGAAGCUUAUGCCCACAUGCGUACUUUGCGGAUCGCCGAUGGGCCCGACGAAGUGCACACACGCAGCGUUGCCAAGUACGAAUAUCGGCGAGCCGCAGGGAUGGCAUUGUCCUCCCGCCUUUGAAUGGAUGGGCGAUCCUUUACUCCCAUAAAAUAAGGCAUGGGCGUGGUCGAAGUACCAGAACAGGACCCGCGCGUCUUUGGCUGGUGGCACAUUUCGUUGAAACUUGCACUUGUAGAAAAUGCGUUUCAUGAUUACUGUAUCCUGCAGUUACGCCUCAUAACCUGGCAAACAUUCAAAGGCUUAACGAAGAAGAGCGAAUGUCUGUCGACAACAUGAGUGUUUCUAUUCACCAUUCACCUCAUACGUUGUGGUACACACCUCAGAAGUAUAUCAGAUCGUAUGCAUACAAGAUGUGAAGUAAACAAUUUGUUUCACAGACACGGCUGAGUUUUGGGUGCUACAUGCACGAACGACUACAUCAUUUCGUUUGUGUGCGGUUGAUGCCUGCCCUGGUAGGAGGCCUCAGGGAGAGGAACCCUUCUUCUGUGUGAUGACGGGCUGGAGUAAACAGCAGUGCUCGCUGCUGUGAACGCUGACUUGCAGUCAA